Esox lucius (northern pike) is the source of this 2388-nucleotide messenger RNA. RefSeq names its product aristaless related homeobox a (gene arxa). NCBI's taxonomy places the organism in Eukaryota, Metazoa, Chordata, Actinopteri, Esociformes, Esocidae. The transcript has 6 exons. The record is from RefSeq and is a predicted model, not a curated record. Gene Ontology annotation, molecular function: DNA-binding transcription factor activity, RNA polymerase II-specific; RNA polymerase II transcription regulatory region sequence-specific DNA binding. Bases 131 to 1564 code for a protein of 477 amino acids. Gene Ontology annotation, biological process: regulation of transcription by RNA polymerase II.
CUCGCAAGAACAGAGAGAGAAAAGAGCGAGGGCGCGCGCAAGAGAGAGAGCGAGGGUGAGCGAGAAGUACAUUUAGGUAAGGCCUUACUGCCGCUCUCCUGUCAAACAGCGCUUCACAAAACAGAUCAAAAUGUCUAGUCAAUUCGAAGAAGAUCUCCACGACCGGGGAGAAUGUAAGAGUAAAUCGCCCACUCUGCUCUCCUCCUACUGUAUAGAUAGUAUUCUGGGCCGACGGAGCCCCUGCAAAGUUAGACUGAUAAGCUCGCAAAGUUUGACAGCUCUACCCGGGAGACAGGAGCACGACAAGCAGACCCAAGGCUCGACUAAAGACCCCAUAUCCCAAGACACGGACAUGCACCUUCCACCAAAGCUGCGCCGGCUCUACGGACCCGGGGGGAAGUACCUGGACCAUGGCAGGGGUUUAGUUCACGACCUAGGGGAGAAAUUGGACAGAGAGAGGCUCCUGGUGGACCAAGCCUGUGAGAGCCUUAAAAUCAGCCAGGCUCCACAGGUGAGCAUCAGCCGGAGUAAAUCGUACCGGGAGAACGCGACCCUGAACCACGGAGACGAAGGCCAGAGUCCCACAGGAGGGCCUGAUGAUGGGCCUCGUCUGAGACUAGGAGAGCUGGAGCAAAUCAAGUUCGAGGAGCACGCUAGGAAAGAUGACGAGAUCUGCGGGGAGGCGUUGGGUCUCUCCCCGAAGGACGAAGAGAGGGAGAGUCUCCACGCCGGGGAUGGAGACGUGAGGGACGGCGAGGAUAGCGUGUGUCUGUCCGCCGGCAGUGACUCGGAGGAAGGAAUGCUAAAACGCAAGCAGAGAAGAUACAGGACUACAUUCACCAGCUAUCAGCUGGAGGAGCUGGAGAGGGCUUUCCAGAAGACACACUACCCCGAUGUCUUCACCAGAGAGGAGCUCGCGUUGCGGCUGGAUCUGACCGAGGCACGCGUGCAAGUGUGGUUUCAGAAUCGCCGUGCUAAGUGGCGUAAGCGAGAAAAGGCGGGUGUCCAGACACACCCCUCCGGACUCCCUUUCCCUGGCCCCCUUUCGGCCGCCCACCCACUCAGCCACUAUCUGGACGGGGGUCCGUUCCCCCCGCACCCCCACCCGGCCCUUGAGUCUGCCUGGACAGCGGCUGCCGCCGCAGCAGCUGCAUUUCCUGGUCUGGCUCCGCCCCAUAGCAACCACUCCGGCCCACCCCUGGGGACGUCGCUGGGCCUUGGAACAUUCCUGGGCACGGCCGCCAUGUUCCGUCACCCGGCUUUCCUCGGGCCCACCUUCGGCAGGCUGUUCUCCAGUAUGGGCCCUCUGACCAGUGCUUCCACCACGGCUGGACUCCUCCGCCAGCCUGCCCCGACUGCCGAGCCUCCCUCCAUCUCUCCCACAGUCCUCUCCGACCCCUCCUCCUCCUCCUCCUCCUCCUCGUCCUCCUCUUCGGCUGCUGCGGACCGCAGGGCCUCAAGCAUCGCAGCGCUGAGGCUGAAGGCUAAGGAGCACUCGGCUCAGAUCACCCAGCUCAACAUCCUGCCCGCUGGAGCUCCGGGGAAGGAGUCCACAUUGAACUGAAUCCACCCAAACACACACACGCGCGCGCAUGCACUUGAACUAAAGCACCAGAAAUGGAAACACUGUGUGGUUCAGCUCCUUCUACGUCCACCCGGUAUGGCUGGCCAUCAGUGCCAAAGCAGAGUGUGAGGAGGUCACCAAGCCAAAGCAACCUGUCCACAGACCUUCCUGUCCUACUCUGCAACCCAUCCUGAAUGCCCUGGCUUAAUCUAACCUGCAUCAAGUUUGUUCUUCAGUCAGCAGUGAUUGGCUAGCACUGUACACGUGCUCAUGUGUUAGCAACAUGUACAUUCAAAGCAGUGCAUAAUUGAAUGUAAUUUCGUGUAAGAGUUUGGAAAACGAAAGUGUGCAUAGUAAAAUUACAUUUCGGCCUAUUAAGUCUGACUAAAUGACAAAUUAAGUGAAGUUUAGAUAAUAUCCAGUGUCACUUAUUGUUGAACUAUGUAAGAAAGAAAAACAAACCUGUGUAAAUAUUAUAGUAAAAAUGGAAAAGGAAACAAAAGAGGAACAUUUUCAAAACAGAGACUUGUAUAUUUGAAAAGAGCACGUUUGAGAAGUUGCACUUAAUGCAAAGUCGUACGUGGCCCGCUGUAGAAAUCUGCCGUGACGUGUUUAUGGAAUAUCAUCGGUUUUUAGAUUUUUAUUUAUGUCGAAACUGUUCCCCAACCGAUUGAGCACAAGACUGGAUUUUUCUUUUAUUGUUGAAGUGAUUGUACAUUUCUUUCUUAAAAUGAAAAAAGAGAAUUGAAUAGGCCUACUUGAACGUGGUGAAAAGAAAUAAAAUCCCUUAGAUUAUUUCAACCCCUUGUAGAACUGACAAAAGC